This is a messenger RNA of Cyclocybe aegerita, 1416 nucleotides long. NCBI's taxonomy places the organism in Eukaryota, Fungi, Basidiomycota, Agaricomycetes, Agaricales, Hemipholiotaceae. The record is from the annotation of a GenBank genome assembly.
AUGAUAGCCUUAAUGGGCGGCAACGGGGAUGUUAUUCCUGUGACCUUCACGCGAGAGCUCCGCGCCUCACCCAGUUCUGCUGCGUCCAGCAUUGUUGUCAGUGCAACUUCGUCGUCGACUGUGUCCUCUGCGCCCGUCUCUGUCUCUUCUUUUUUACCGACGACGUCAAUAGCUGCAGCGACUCCAUCCUCGAUUGCUGUUGCCUUAUCCUCUACCGCAACCGUCCCUUUCAUCGACCUGAAUCCAAAUGGCCCUUUAUGGGAUCCCUCCGUCAGUGGGGUUCCUCAGGCCGAAAGAGGUUCUCUAGGGGCAACCAUCAUGGGCCCGACAGACGUCGACACUACUAAGGCCAACCCCGAUCUUCUGGCACCUCCGACUACAGAUCAUGGUAGCGUGGACAACGCCAAAUGGGCAUUCAGUUUGAGCCACAACCGCCUUCAGACUGGAGGCUGGGCUCGCGAGCAGAACAUCGGCGCCAUGCCCAUUGCCACAGAAAUGGCCAGCGUUAACAUGAGACUCGAGCCUGGCGCUAUUCGCGAACUUCACUGGCACAAGACUGCAGAGUGGGCAUAUGUUCUCAAGGGCAACACCCAAGUCACUGCAGUCGAUCAGAAUGGAAAGAACUUCAUUGGCACUGUGGGCCCUGGUGAUCUUUGGUACUUCCCGCCUGGCAUACCCCACUCUCUUCAAGCAACAGGCGACGACCCAGAGGGUUCUGAAUUCAUUCUGGUCUUCGAUAGUGGUGCUUUCAGCGAAGAUUCGACCUUUUUGCUGACUGAUUGGAUGUCCCACGUUCCGGUCGAAGUCCUCGCAAAGAACUUCCAAACAGAUAUCUCUGCAUUUGCUCGUAUACCAGCCGAAGAACUCUACAUAUUCCCAGCUGCUGUUCCGCCUGACAGCCAGCAAGACCCAACCAGCCCUGAAGGAACUGUUCCCAAUCCUUUUACCUUCGCGCUAUCGAAGGUUCCUCCGAUGCAGCUAAGCGGCGGUACUGCUAAGAUCGUGGACUCUACCACUUUUACAGUAUCCAAAGCAAUCGCAGCGGCGGAGGUCACUAUCGAACCCGGAGCUAUCAGAGAACUGCAUUGGCAUCCCACACAGGACGAGUGGAGCUUUUUCAUUGAAGGGCGUGCGCGAAUGACGAUUUUCGCUGCCCAAUCCAAUGCACGGACUUUCGACUAUCAGGCUGGGGAUAUUGGUUACGUUCCUGCCACGAUGGGCCAUUACGUCGAGAACAUUGGUAACACCACCGUGCGUUACCUUGAAAUAUUUAACACGGCCGUUUUCGAGGAUAUUUCGCUCAGCAAUUGGCUUGCUUUGACCCCUCCAGAAUUAGUCAAGGCCCACCUUGGCUUCGAUGAUGCGACCAUGGCCCACCUAGCGAAGGUCAAGCCAAUCGUUGUCGGUCCCGCUUAA